This is a messenger RNA of Synchiropus splendidus (mandarinfish), 2720 nucleotides long. RefSeq names its product RAB20, member RAS oncogene family (gene rab20). Gene Ontology annotation, cellular component: endomembrane system. Lineage: Eukaryota; Metazoa; Chordata; Actinopteri; Syngnathiformes; Callionymidae. Gene Ontology annotation, biological process: intracellular protein transport. Gene Ontology annotation, molecular function: GTPase activity; GTP binding. The transcript is spliced from 2 exons. Bases 200 to 970 code for a protein of 256 amino acids. The record is from RefSeq and is a predicted model, not a curated record.
UCAGAAAUCAUUCGCGGUAAAGCGUCGAAGCGACUCACUUCCUGCUCAACCAAGUUGAGCGGAUCAGAGUGGAACUAUGAAGAGUCGCGUCCAGUGAGCAGCUCUCCGCCAGCCCGUCAUGACGUCUCCGCGGUAGCUGCUCUUCUCUGCUCCGCUCAGUUCUAAAGUGAAGCCCCCCGCCGCGGGUGAGCCCGGCGUCAUGCCCGAGGGUUCCAAGAUGAAGAAGCCGGACGUGAAGGUGGUGCUCCUGGGGGACAUGAACGUCGGCAAGUCGUCGCUGCUCCACCGCUACACGGAGAGGAAGUUUAAAGACACGAUAAGCACCGUCGGCGGAGCCUUUUACCUCAAACAGUGGGGCCCGUACAACGUCUCCAUAUGGGACACUGCCGGUCGGGAGCAGUUCCACGGUCUGGGCUCGUUGUACUGUCGCGGCGCGGCAGCGGUCAUCCUCACCUACGACGUGACCAACUGGCAGAGCCUGGCGGAGCUGGAGGAGCGCUUCCUGUCGCUGACCGACACGGCCAACCACGACUGCAUCUACGCCCUGGUGGGCAACAAGGCCGACCUGACCGACGCCAGCGCCCAGCUGCCCCCGGAGGGCGACGCCGGCUCCAGGACUGAGUGCGAGGACGAGGAGGUGCUGUCCGCCUGCCCGACCCCCCCGGCCUCGCCCGCCUCCCUCACAGGCGUCAAGCUCCACAAGCAGGUGACCCGCGAGGACGCGCUGGCGCUGUACGGCCGGAUCCUGCGCUACAAAGGUUUGGACGAGAAGAACAGCGUCCCCGCAGAGAAGGUGUGCUUCGAGACCAGCGCCAAGACCGGCUACAACGUGGACUCUUUGUUCGAGACCCUGUUUGACCUGGUGCUGCCCUCCAUGCUGAGGAAGAGACACGAGAACAAGGAGUCCCCCACGGUGGACCUGGAGGACUACAGAGGGACCCACAAGCGGUCCCGCUCCGCCUGCUGCUAGCUGCUAGCCAGCGCACUUUUUACCCAAGGUACUUUUAACGUUUCCAGAAUCACGACGUUCCCCUCACCACACUGAGCUGUCACGCUAUCCCCAACGUGGAUCACUGCCUUCGUCUUGGAGGCCCUCACAACUGCACCGGUCGUUGGGCGGCACCUUACACUGUCAAUCGUCCUUUAGUCACUUUGAUGCCUUACUGUUGUGUGAUCUUAACCUUUUAGUGCCUCCACGAGUGUCGACAACACUGACUGAAUUUUUAACUUCAUUGUCGCAAUAAAGACUUUAUUUUGCAGUCGGCCUCGGAAUGAAAACCCAAGGCGCAGGGUUGUUUAUGUCAAACACUUAACCCACUUAGAGAUUUGCCUCACCACAACCAGAACUUUGAUCCGGAUGCUGACACGUGAGGCGGUCGGUUUAAUCAUUUAAAAAAAGUCUGAUGUGUGUGUGUGAAAGGCAGGUUCCUUACCGGGGUUGAAACCUGGUUCUCAGAGUCGUGUCGAGGGUGUACCGUGUAAAACUCUGACCACCAAAUGUUUAUGGAUAAACUACUGAACCUACUUUACCAGUUUGGGUCAAACUGAAAUGAAAAAUUGCAUAGAUUAGAAUUUCAAAUGCAGAAAAAGGGAAAAAUAUUUUAACUGUACAUGACAACAAGUUUUCCUGUUUAAUUUUUUUACCUUACAUUUCUUUUAAAUCCUAUUCAAUCAAAACAUAUUGAUAUACUAAAUAUUUUAUAAACAUAAAAAACAAUUUAAAUAAUAAAAACAAUUUAAAUAUUUUUUAUAAAAGUGGGUAUUUGAGGGUGAACAACUGAACUGGAGCCUACAACUUGCAAAAUAGCUGAAAAAUAUUGAUCUUUUUCAGUCCAUUUUGGACCUUUUUGUGAGCAUUUUAAAUAUGAUAUGAUGCGAUGCUUAAGCUAAAAAACACCCAUAUUUGGGGGAGAAUUUUUUGAAGGCAUUUAUUUUUCUUUCUUCUUUACAUAACAAAACAAAACAGAGGCAUACACUGUAUUUACAGUAUUUGGUGGUGAGAAGCUAUAGAGAAGAUUAUGCCAUCCACGAAUGUUAGGUUGAUAAAACACCUGACCCAAAGGAGAAAAUACAUCUGUAGUUUUUGCUGCUAUUUUUAUUGAAAAAAAAUAUGAGGAAGAUUUUUUAAAUAAAAUUGAGUAAUGAUACUGAAACUGAAAUGUAAAGGUCCUUCAAAGAGCAGAGAGGAAGCUAUGCAGAGCUUUUUGAAAAACCUUUUUUUCCCUCAAAACGCAUGUUAUUUCACAGUGUCCUGCAGAUCUGUGAAGUGAAAUUCCAAAGUACUGCAACAGAAGAUAAUACAAAGUGACGAAAUCAUCCAGAAACAUGAGUGUGGGUCAGUUAGGACUAAAGAUAAGUUGUUGUACUUUACAGUGAAAUAAAUCUAGAGAGGUUUUAUGCAAAAAAAAAAAAAAAAUGGCCGCCCCCAUUUUUGAUACACACUGUCGCACAUUCAUCCGGUUAUAAAUACAAUAAAUCAGUGCAUCUGAGUGGAACACAAACUGGAGUAGAGACGACGAAGUGUGAGUGGUUAACGUGUAGCGAGAGCGCGUCACUGUCCGUCAUAGCACCAUUGAACCCCGAACCCGUCCCCAUUAGAGUCUAUGGUGGGCCACUGCCACCUGUCACAGGUUCUUCAUGCAGACCUGGCAGCGGCUGAUGCGGGUCAGCAGCUGACCGGCUUUGAGUGUCUCUGCUGCCGGCUCCGCGUGGAAGGACUG